Stylophora pistillata is the source of this 4434-nucleotide messenger RNA. RefSeq lists its product as uncharacterized. Lineage: Eukaryota; Metazoa; Cnidaria; Anthozoa; Scleractinia; Pocilloporidae. The record is from RefSeq and is a predicted model, not a curated record.
AGCUCAAGUUGCUGAAUUCUUGGAUCAUGAACGGCCUCAUUAUCAUCAGAGUCUUCGGAUUCCGAGCUUCCACAUUCCUCAUUCGCAGCUUCAUCGAUGUUCUCUUCAAUAUUUUGAUCCUCUGUCGUUCCGCGUGCGUCCUCUUCCAUCUUCAUAUUUUCCGCCAUGUUGAAUGUACAAGAUAGCAAAGGACUCUGGGUAGAAUAGUUCAAAAGCCCGCGAUGUAUGACAGCAAAACCUCAGAGUAUGCGCAGUAAUUUCAACUAAAAAGAAAAAAAAUUAAGCAAAAGUUUUGAGAGAUGGAGCAAACAUGGCCGACUUGGGUGAGAAUUUAUGCUCUCCAGAUUUGAAGGAAGAAGAAACUGUUUUAGCUCUACGACUCGCUGAAGCUCUUCGGGCCGAUGAAGUUGAAACCUUUCUCGAGAUUUAUGACAGUAUUCCAUGCACUACCGACAGGAAACGGGUUGAUAAAAUAAAAGAGAUGGCAAGACAAGUUGCAGCACUUCCUAAGAAAACAUUUGAGCUCUAUCGUUCAAAGAAAAUACUCUCUAGUAGUGACUCUCAUGCAUUUUUUCCUCCAAGUUCAAAUCACAUUUUAAAGGACAAGUUAGCCCCAAAUUCCUUCACCAUAACAACUCCAGUAGACAAUUUACCAAAGGAGCUAAGUGAUGUUCAAAACAAAGAGGAUGUUAUUUGGUCUGCAGAUAAUCCUGUGGAUCUAGUAGACACUGAUGUGAAGCAAAAAAGUAAAAACAAAAAGAAGAGGAAAUCAAAAAAAGGCAAAGUGCCAAUUUCUUUGCAGGAAUCUUCAGUAGCAAACAGCAUUAGUAGUGCAGAAGAACCAAGGGCAGGUGAUUUGGAGAUGAAACACAAAGUUCUUGGCUUAGAAAAUUGUGCUCCUCUACAUGUCACUAUGAAUACAAAUCUUGUCGCAGACAUUUCAAAUGGAAGAGAUUUGGAAACAACUCAAAGUUCCAAAGCAAUUGAAAUGGACUUGACAUCUUGUGGAAGUUCUUCAUCUAAUGACAGUGGAAUAGUGACCCCAGAUUCUGGACUAGGAUCACAUACCUCACCAGUCUUUGCCAAAGAACCACCAUUUGGUUUUCCACCUUCCUCUGAAAAGCUGUUGGAAUCUGCCUUAGAACUCUUACCCAAUGUUAAACUUGGAAGUGCUAAUUCGUCUAGUAAGACAGAUACCACAAAGUAUAUUAAAAACAGUUCCCCAGACUAUGGUAGCAACCAAAAAGAGGCAGAACAGGAGGUCAAAAAUUGUCAAGCUACAGCAACAGAUACCAGGGACCUAUUACAGAAGGAUAAUGUGAAGGAAGAUAUUAAUUCAUAUGAUAUAGAGGAUGAUCCUGUGAGUGACGUUUCUGAUGUUAAAGAAGUGUGUAAAGACUUCGUCGUACUUGAGGGAGACUCUGUGGAUGGGGAUGUCUCAAGUUCAUCUGCAGUGGAGGAAGAGGGGGGCUGGCAGUCCCAAACAAAAAGAUCACACCGCAAGAAGAAGAAGGAUCUUGCAGUUAGGACAAACAGGGAAAAGAAUCACAUGGAGAGAUUUCAAAGGAGAGACUUUCCCAAACAACAGUCUGACAGUCAAUUUAGGAAGAACCACCAUCAUAGAAAGUGUGUGGAUGAUAAAAAGAGUCACUUCAAAUCAUCCGAAAACAGAAAUAGCACUUUUUACGUUGAGCCUUCCAUAAUGAAUUCAAUUGUAAAUGGCCAGUUGCAAGUUAAGACUGCCAAAGACAAUGAAGCAAAAUUUAAUAAAGGACCUGAUAAUAAAGGGUUCUCUUAUAGAGAUGCAUUGAUCAAGGCAAGAGGAAAAGGUGAGCCUAAUGAAAGUAGUGACAGUGGAGUUGAUGCUAACAGUGUCAGCUCUUGUGAAAUGAGCAGUCGGCAAGUGGAGACACCAAGGGACACAUUCAACAAACAGCAGUGUGUGGACUAUUUACAUAAUGCAUGGAAGAAAGUAAUGCUUGAGGCAAAGGAAGGUCUUGUGAUUUGCUUCAGUGUGGAUUCAGAUCCAGUUUUGUGUCAGCAGAAGCGUAAGCAACAGGCUGCCAAUAAGAUGAAUGCAAAGAUGCAUUAGAAGGAGCAAGUUCUUCUCCCCAAGAGACCAUGAAAAUGUAUAACUUAGCUGCUAAUAUUGUUAGGCCACUGGGCUGUAUUUAUGGCACUUACAGAGCAGCCGCUAAUUUAGUUAGGUAGGUAUUUAAUAUUAUUUCUCUCGGCAAAUUGAGCAGUGUUUUGAGACUUGAUUUCAAUUUCAGAAUAUAUUCUGGAAUCUUGAGUCCUAAAGGUGCAUUAUUAUUUGAAUUAGUAAGUGAGUGUGACAUGAAAGUGUCAAUAUCUAAGUAAUUUAUUUUAGGUAAAAAUGUCAUUUAAAUUUGAUCUUUGACAAUGUAGCUACAUCACUGAUACAUUUUACCAAGCUUUAGCAGGUGUUUCCCUGACAACUAGAACUGUUUUGUACCAUUCACCUACUCCUUCACUUGUCUCUACUGACUAGAGCCUCGAGCAGGCUACCUGAUAUUCUGAAUGAUCUUAACACAAGUUAAUAUAUGACAUAAAGUUCCAUCUUCUCCCCCCACCCCACAGAAAAAAAAAUUAGAAGGAGAAAAAAAGUUAAUGAACUGAUUGUGGAUAAUAUGAAGUCAGCCCAUUUUCAGCUUAUAAAGAUGAAGUUUGGACUAGAAAACGAGGCCUAUUGCAUGACUUCUGAGCAAAUCAUCUCAGCAGAAAGAAAAAAAGAGAGAUUAAUUAAAGUAUAUUCUUCACUGUUAGAUGAGAUAGAAGAAAAAACUUUCAUUCUUGGAAAUUUACAAUUCCGAUUAAAAAGUGAAGGUGCAAACCAGGCUUUAAAGGGAAGUAAUUCUGUAUGCAAGGUGGGUUUCUCAUCAAUGCCUGAUUCAGGAGCUCCAAAACUGGGAGCUUAAAUUUUACAAAUUCUACAGGACUUUUUUAUACUAAUAUUACCCAAAGCCAUGGAUAGUCAGAUACCCACUAUUUAAGGGCAUAUGAAAAGAUUAAGGAAAUGAUUUUGUUUUAAUGGAAUAGGUAUAUCCCUGAAUUGAACAACAAUGAACUUUGAAACAAUUUUUGGACUGUCUGUUCCUCUUUAUAGCCCAUCUCCACCUUACUUGGAAUAAGUAAAGAAAACUAAAUAGAAUCUGAAUUAAUUUUUUUGGAAUUUGUUGAAUAAUCAAGAAGACAUAUUUAUUUUUUUUAGACUAGUGUUGGCUAUUUGACUAUUUACAGGUUUCUUGUUUGUUUAUGUGUUUCAAUUUAUCUUGGCAAAUUUUCUCUGUGAAUGAUUCUUCUGCAGAAUUAAAUUGAAUUAUGUAAUAUAGUUGGGGAAACUUUUUUCAAGCUCUGCUUGAGGAUUGUUUCUUCAAAGUAUUUAAAAGAUUACAAGGGUGAUACUAUGACAAUUCCAGAAUGCGUGUGGUUAGGAUUUGUUAGCGUUAGUUAAGGGCCCGUGUGAACAAUUUGAGGUCAAAUUUUUCUGUGAAACUUCAGUGGGUGAAAGAUUUAUCUGCUUGCAAUUACGACUAAUUUUGGGUAGAGUCCGAGCUGUAUUGAAUAAUAAACUUUUCGAAGUUUUAUUUAAUUUUUUAGACAGCAUACGCUUGCAAAUCUUGUUUGCAGUGUAGGUGUGUAAUUUCAUCGGCUCCUGGAUUUUCUUUGCUUUCCUUUCAGGAACAAAUAUGUGCAAAAACAUAUUUGAACAUUUGAAACUAACUUGCAAAUUUUUUUCUUUAUCCAGUUUUUCCGCUGGUUUGUGGAAUGUUGUCAUGUAGUUAGAUUUCAGUGGAGUGACCGUGAUGAAAAUAUCUAUUUUUUUUAAUUGAAAGAUACGAAGACAUUAUAUUAAGCAUUGGUAUAAUUACGUGUUAUUAGGCUGGGAACAGCUUUCGUUAACAGCAAAUUUCCGAAUAAGAGUGAACAUUCUCCGAUCGCUGGUGAACACCGUGAGCUUCAAGUUCAUGGAAGACAUGAGCUCAGAUUUAAUUUAUUUCCUCCGAGACGAUUGCCGGUUUCCCGGAUAGUGCUGAGUAAUUUGGGGAGCAUUUUUCAAGGUAAUUUAUUGUCCUCGUAGUUGUGAUAGGAACCAAUUACUUCGAGUAAUUUGGUGUUUGAAAAGAACAUUAUUUGACUCAUUUUCUGAGAAAUCUUGUAGGAUAAAACUCUAGGAAAUAUAGACGUACUUCUACUGCACAUUUAGAGCUUUCUUUCCCCAAGUUGAUCCAAUGAUCGGUUUUAGGCUUUGUGCAUCAUGAAAGCGCAGCCCUAACUUUUCUAGUUUAGUCAUUUGCAAUCCUUCAUUUGUAGGUGCAGUAGCCAAAGUUGCAAACUUGCUGCUAGUCAGGGAAAGGGUUAAUUAACUAAUUAUUUAAAGUUUGAGGAUUAAAACUUGAAUUUGUACAAACA